Laetiporus sulphureus 93-53 is the source of this 732-nucleotide messenger RNA. RefSeq lists its product as uncharacterized. The record is from RefSeq and is a predicted model, not a curated record. Bases 1 to 732 code for a protein of 243 amino acids. The transcript is spliced from 4 exons. Lineage: Eukaryota; Fungi; Basidiomycota; Agaricomycetes; Polyporales; Laetiporaceae.
AUGUUUGACGACGCCGAACGUUCCGCUCGCAUUGAGCAGAUCUGCCAGCGAGUCGAGGAGGAGUGCGAGCGCCGUGCGCGCGAGGAGGAGCUAGCAGAGGCGCAGGUCGCCUCUCAAGUGGACGCAAACGCGGUAGACAUGGACCUGGCGCAUCGCGCUAAACGCGGUAGCGUCUCCAUUUCGCGAUUUGGCGAGCCAAUCCAGUCCUCCGCCAUACAUGCACCAACGCCUAGCACACCUUCUUCCGCGGCCGCCUUCGUUGUGCGCAAGCCGACAUUUUACCAGGUACAGAUGCACACUGGCUCUGCCGACUCAUUCGCCUCCCUCCAACUGUCACACGCCUCCCGUUCACCGCCGCCCAUUGACGAGCCGGACCUCGCAUCGGAGCAGGUCGUACAGAUGGCGAAAAUUGCCGCGCGUGGUUCGCUUUCGAUUUCCAAGGCAUUCUCGCGCGCGCGCUCUCGUCCGGCCAUCAUCGGGCCGUCGGUAUCUCAGAGCCUUGUCAUCGGUGUGCAGGUGCAAGAGGCGACGGUUGAAGUCUCGGAGGGCGCAGAGGAUCUGGCGCGUAGCAGGACGGAGAUCAGCGCUCCGUAUGGGCGGCCGAGAGGGAUGAGCGGGGGCGUGGGCGGGUGCGGGAAGGGCGAGCGGGGGUGGCUUGGGCGCGCGAGGUCGAUGACGAUGAAGCUUAGACGGAGGAGCGUUGCUGCCCUCGUGCAAGGCUCUGCGCGCUGA